CACCCACCCACCCACACCGCCGCCCUAACUUUCUUCCCCCCUCUUUCCCAGACCGCCAUUAUGUCUGCCCGUCCCCAGAACAUCGGUAUCAAGGCCAUUGAGGUCUACUUCCCUCGCCAGUGCAUUGACCAGGGAGAUCUCGAGAAAUUCGAUGGCGUUAGUGAAGGAAAAUACACAAUCGGUCUCGGCCAGACCAAGAUGAGCUUUUGCGAUGACCGCGAGGACAUUUACUCUGUUGCCUUGACCACACUCUCCUCCCUCAUGCGCAAGUACAACGUCGAUCCCAACUCAAUUGGUCGCCUGGAGGUUGGCACCGAGACUCUCUUGGACAAGUCCAAGUCCGUCAAGUCCGUCCUGAUGCAGCUCUUUGCUCCCCACGGAAACACCAACAUCGAGGGUAUCGAUACCGUCAAUGCCUGCUACGGAGGUACCAACGCCGUGUUCAAUAGCAUCAACUGGGUGGAGUCCUCUGCCUGGGAUGGCAGAGACGCCAUCGUUGUCUGCGGUGAUAUUGCCCUCUACGCCAAGGGCAAUGCUCGCCCCACUGGUGGUGCUGGCUGCGUGGCCAUGCUGAUCGGUCCUGAUGCUCCUAUUGUCUUUGAGCCCGGUCUCCGUGCCUCCUAUGUCACCCACGCCUAUGACUUCUACAAGCCCGACCUCACCAGUGAAUACCCCGUUGUUGACGGUCACUUCUCCCUCCGCUGCUACACCGAGGCCGUGGAUGCCUGCUACAAGGCCUACGCAGCCCGCGAGAAGACUCUGAAGGAGAAGGCCCUGAAUGGCACCAACGGAACCAAUGGCGUCUCCCACGAUGAGACCCAGUCCGCUCUGGACCGCUUUGACUACAUCCUUUUCCAUGCCCCCACCUGCAAGCUAGUCCAGAAGUCUUAUGGUCGCAUGCUCUACAACGAUUUCCUUGCCAACCCCUCUCACCCCGCUUUCGCUGAAGUUGCUCCUGAGCUACGUGACUUGGACUACCAAGCCUCCCUGACUGACAAGAACGUUGAGAAGACCUUCAUGGGACUGACCAAGAAGCGCUUCGCCGAGCGUGUGAGACCUGGUCUCGAUGUUGCCACUCUGUGCGGUAACAUGUACACCGCUACUGUCUACGCCGGUCUUGCUAGUCUGCUCAGCAAUGUCACUUUUGACCCCAGUCAAUCCAAGCGCAUUGGUCUCUUCUCAUAUGGCAGUGGCCUUGCUAGUUCUAUGUUCAGCGCUAAGGUCGUUGGCGAUGUGUCCUACAUGGUUGAGAAGCUGGACCUCCACAACCGUCUCAACGCUCGCACUCUUCUGACUCCUCAGGAUUACGAAGCGAUGUGCGAACUGCGUGAGCAUGCUCACCUGAAGAAGAACUUCAAGCCCGUUGGCAACUCCGAGACGCUCUUCCCUGGUACCUACUACCUGACUGAGAUUGACGACAUGUUCCGUCGCAAGUACGAAGUCAAGGCAUGAAUAAUGAAUAGCAUAUAAUGGACAUUGUUUCGAUGUUUCUUUGACAAGACCAUUGUCUAGACGGUCUAUUAGAUUCCCUCCGGCAUGAUAUUUCCUGUUUACGCGUCUUGGUAGAGUCUGGUGAUAGCGCUCGGCUCUGCGACUUCUUUUCUCUUUCUUAUUUCUUUUGUUUAUCUUUGUCGAGCAUGACGGGAUCCGACAUUUUCAUUUGGGGACCGGGAUACUCUCUACAAAAGGCGUCGCUGGAAUGCUUCCGGAAGAACUUUAUAGGUCUUAUUUAAAAGGUCUACCGAUAUUAAUACUGUUAAUCAAAUCUACGAAUCUCAAUGAAAUUACCUUUUGGAUAUGUG
Molecule: messenger RNA, 1802 nt
Organism: Aspergillus ochraceoroseus IBT 24754
Lineage: Eukaryota; Fungi; Ascomycota; Eurotiomycetes; Eurotiales; Aspergillaceae
Gene: erg13
Product: hydroxymethylglutaryl-CoA synthase
Exons: 4
Coding region: 61-1452 (463 amino acids)
Biological process (GO): acetyl-CoA metabolic process; ergosterol biosynthetic process
Molecular function (GO): hydroxymethylglutaryl-CoA synthase activity
Source: RefSeq, a predicted model, not a curated record